Messenger RNA from Hippocampus comes (tiger tail seahorse), 4516 nucleotides. RefSeq names its product adhesion G protein-coupled receptor D2 (gene adgrd2). The record is from RefSeq and is a predicted model, not a curated record. Gene Ontology annotation, biological process: cell surface receptor signaling pathway; adenylate cyclase-activating G protein-coupled receptor signaling pathway. Gene Ontology annotation, cellular component: plasma membrane. Gene Ontology annotation, molecular function: G protein-coupled receptor activity. The transcript has 25 exons. The coding region runs from base 401 to 3592 and encodes 1063 amino acids. NCBI's taxonomy places the organism in Eukaryota, Metazoa, Chordata, Actinopteri, Syngnathiformes, Syngnathidae.
GGUGGGCUUGCUGAUUGUCUGCCAGUCUUGAGACCCCUGCUGGAUAUGUUGGACGUAGAGGCAGAGGUUCUUGAUGACGAGUCUGGAUGGAUUUACCUACAGCUGUCCUACAGAUGUGGAUUUUGUUUCCAGAUUACUUAGGGAGUGACAUUCAGCUGUCUUUGCUGAAAAACACGGGGUCAAGUCAUAUCUUUCCUAAGACCUGAUUUUUUAUAUCAACCUGUUGUUCGGUGGUUUGCUUCUGUCCUGUUGUGAGAUGAAACGUUUCGAAUAGCUGUUCCGAUACACUUUUUUUUUUUAAACAGUGUAUUAAUACAGCACAUUUUUCUUUCAAGAUUUGUGAACCAGGACCAAGUUGGACAAGGAUUUUGUUUUGACCGGGCGUUAGACUGAUCUAGAGAUGACUGGAGCCUUGCAUGCUGCACUAAUACUGUUUUCUGUGGUGGUUGUGUGUGAGACUGAGCCAACUCACGUUGGGACUGACAGAGUGGGCGAUUCGCAUGGACAGUCCAAAUUGGUUCACUUAUCCUCUCACUGGGCGUUCGUGCUGGUCAAUGACUCACUAGACUUUUCCAGGGCCGAAAGCUCCUGCAGAAGUCAGUUUAGCUCACUCGCCAUCUUGGACCAAUUGGAGCUCCGGGAAGGGGCAUUGGAGUUGCUGCGUCAGGCCGGACACCAGUCACACGUCUGGAUCAGCAAUCCCUCCAAAUUGCCAUCCGAGCCUUUGCCCCUGUCCAAGCAGUAUUUGCAGUUCUCAGCUCUAAAUUUUCCCAAAACAUCCAGAGAAGGCUUUGCUCGUGUGAAUAGGCCCUUCCCCGCUCUGUCAUCAGUCAGCGUGUGUGUUCGUAUUCAGUGGGACCCAGAAUGGAAUGAAGUGUCCACCAUCUUCUCCUAUGCUGCACGUGUUUUUACCAAUGAAUUCCUACUACGAGGUCAUGGUGACAUGCAGGGACGGAUCCUCUUGGCACUCAUUGUCCACGGGAAACACCUUCCAUAUAAAGCCUGUUUCCCUAAUGAUGGUGGAUGGCAUCACAUCUGUGUCACUUGGAGCAGCAGUCUGUGGGCCAUCUAUGUGGAUGGUGAAAGGAAGGACGAGGGAUCAAGCUCAGACACUUCUCGAGAUAUCCAUGCUGAUGGGAUACUUAUUCUUGGCCAGGACCAAGACUCGUUUGGAGGGAAUUUCACGGAGCCUUUUUUUGGAAAUAUCACUGACUUAAAUGUUUGGAAUAUUUCUCUGGAAAGCCGCCACGUCCGUGCUUUGAAUGGAUGCUCGGCCAUAAAUCAGGUCAUGCUUUUCAGUUGGAACCUUGACCAUCUCAUCAAUCACCCAGCCGUCAAGGAAGUCCGAGUUCUUCUGUUUUGUCCAGCAAAACACCAGCAGAUGGCGCUGCAAGGCUGCAGAACGCUGCAGACCCGGUCAGAUCAGCACCCAGUCAUGAGUCUGUUGGACUGCUCUGAGCCACUGCCAUUUAUCUGCGUGAGUAGCAGAGAACGCUACUUGAGGAUGAAACAGAUCAGUGAUUCCCAAAGCUCUCAACCCACUGCCUUUAUGACUCAUCUGAUGAAACUUUCCAAUAACAGCCAGGUAGUCCUGGGACAGCAGUCAUCGGGGCUGAGCAGCCUGGCCGAAGCUUCCGUCCUGCUGGACGUGUCUGUCCAAGCUCUGCAGGACACGAGGCAGGAGGGACUUCAGCCAACGGACAUGGUUUCCCUCAUCCAGUUGCUGUCUCAGGCUGCUGAUGUCCCCUCACAGUUUCCUGAUUCCGCCAACCACACCAAGGAGAGCAUCCAGCAGCUAAGCCAGCACUUCAUCAGUGUGGCCGACAGCGUCAUCAGCCAGGACAAUGCGUUUAAGUGGCAGGCCAUCAAAGAGGUGGUGAAUGGUCCCAUGGAUGUGGUGAAGAGUAUUGACCGGAUGGUGACCAGCUUGAGCCCCGGGUUGAUGGCAGACAGGGAUCACCUGACAUUUCACAGCCCCAACAUCAAAUUAUCCGUGCAGCAGCAGAAGCUUCAGGAAUCACCCAAAGGAACCAGUUUCUGUGGGCCUGAGGCUGAGAAACACUCUUACUCCGACUGUAUUUCAGUCCCCCAUCAAAAGAUCCAGGAUCUCCUUAACAAAGGAUUCCAUCAACUCACCCUGGUCAACACGUGGUAUGGAUCUCUGCGGCCUCUUUUCAAUCCGGAAGGAAACAUCAGCAUGGUUCCGACUGUCACGGAUGGCAGCCAAAGGUAUUUGGGUACGAUUCUGGGCUCCUCCGUCAUAUCCACAACAGUGCUGGGAGACAACCAGCACGUCAGUACAGCGGUCCACUUUCAACUCCGUCACAAAAUGCAGAACACUGCUGGUGCCGUAUAUGAUCCAGUGUGCGCUUUCUGGGAUUUUAAGAUCACUCCAGAGGCUGGUGGGUGGUGGAAUACCAAAGGGUGCGAGGUCGUUUCCAAACACUAUGGCUACACAGUGUGCUACUGCAAUCACACUACCAAUUUUGCAUUGCUACUUCAGGUCUAUGAAGCCCAGCCGAGCCCAGAAAACAAAAAAGCUUUGCAGGUGCUGACGUUCAUUGGCUGUGGAGUGUCUCUGUGUGGCCUCCUCUUCACCUUCAUCCUCUUCAUUGCUGUGGGGGUUCCUAAAUCGGACCGUACCACCGUCCAUAAGAACCUGAUUGUCGCUCUCAGCAUUGCUGAGUUGCUGUUAAUGUGCAGUGACUGGGCGUCUGCCAAUGAGGGUGCCUGUUUUGUGGUGACCGCGCUGCUCCAUCUCUUCUUCAUGGCCUCUUUUUCCUGGAUGCUGGUUGAAGGUUUGCUGUUGUGGAGCAAAGUAGUGUCUGUCAACAUCAGUGAAGACCGCAGAAUGAAAUUGUACUACAUCAUUGGCUGGGGACUACCUGUUCUAAUAGUUGUCGUAACACUGGCAGCUACAGUGAAUGAGUACAAGGCCGAUGGUCACUGCUGGCUCAAUCUGAAGGCUGGCACAAUCUGGUCUUUUGUGGGACCCGUGAUAUUUGUUUUAGCGGUCAAUUCAGUUGUGUUGUGUCGGGUUGUCAUGGUGACUGUUUCCAGCGCCCGUCGUCGUGCUAAGAUGCUCAGUCCAAGCUCAGCAUCCAAAAUGCAGACCUUUGACCUCACCUGGGCUGUGACUCGACCUGUUCUCAUUCUCCUGCCCGUCCUGGGCCUGACCUGGCUGUGCGGAGUACUGGUCCACCUGUCUGUUGUAAUCGCAUAUAUCUUCAGUGCUCUUAAUGCCUUCCAAGGCCUGUAUAUUUUCUUAGUUUAUGCCGUUUACAACAGUGAGGUCAGGAAUGCCAUAAAGAGGAUCAAGGAAAAGAGAAAAGCCUUAUCUUUCACAAAUUGUUCUCAGCCAACCACCUUCGUAACUUCUCAGAGAGCUCCCAUAAGGUCUUGGGACCGCAGCCCACCCACCCCUUCCAGUCCUGAAACCAGUGAAACCUCUGGGCCUCCCAGUUCCAGUUCCGCUUCGCUUGUUAUCAAGAAUGAGAGUUUCCGAAAAGAAAGCUUUGUGAGUUUCUCAUUGAAACCAGCACCGGGAAACCAAGUGGUGCAGCUCACAGCAUUCAAACCAGCAGGUUGUUGAACUGAAAAUGGAGUCCCAUCCUGAUACUCAAUACAUCGUAACCUUGGAUCACAUUGAAAGAGGGUGGAACUGGACACACAAUAUGAGUGCUCGGCGACGACACACAAACACGGCGGUCUUGCUGGUGUGGAUGAAACUGAAAAUAAUGGAUGAAGUCCUCCAUUUGCUUAUACACUAACGAUGUUUGGUUCUCAGAUCAGAUCAAUGCAUAGACCCACAUCAUCACUGAGCCCCACACUGUAAUUGCAUACAUUAAAAACAGAACAUGCAUGUUUUAAAAAAUAUUUAACAAUCUCUGCUCGCCAUAUUAAUGCCAAUUACGUACUUCUCAGACUUUACAAAACCUGUUGAGGAAGGACCAAUAAUGUCAUGCACAUCUUAUAUGAUUAGAAAGUAUGCGUGGGCUGAACAAUGUCAAGCAUUUGUUUACUUGAAGAGAAUAGCAUGCUCAGAAUCACAUGAAAACAUCAUCUUCAAAUUUUCACAAUUUAUUUUCAGUCUCGAACAUUUCGCGAAGAACAAACUGUCAUAAAGAAGUGGAAGCUGUGAACAGUCUGGUGGUUGAGCUGAUCGCAUCCUGGUAGAAAUGGCCGAAGGGAGAAAUACAAUUGUAAAGUGUGACGUUUUGGUUCUGUAAAAAAAAAAAAAAAAAAGAAGAAAGAAAGGGGGAAAGAAGACAUCCAUUUCUCCAAGUAAUUACUGAACUUUUAAACAUCCAAUCUGAAAAAGAUGCAAAUCCUUCAUUUGGGAAGAGAGGAGAUGUUUAAUUUGGGGAUGUUUCGAACAAGGGCAGUUUUCAUAAUGAAUAAAUCAGACUCCUGUUACACAAGAAUUAGUGCUUCACUGAUCCAUUCCUGAUAAAGUUCAGCUAAGCUAGUCAGAGUUAUACGGUGUGUGUGUGUGUGUGUGUGUGUGUGUGUGUGU